Molecule: messenger RNA, 1190 nt
Organism: Bombus pyrosoma
Lineage: Eukaryota; Metazoa; Arthropoda; Insecta; Hymenoptera; Apidae
Product: sodium/potassium-transporting ATPase subunit beta-1-like
Exons: 7
Coding region: 1-1044 (347 amino acids)
Biological process (GO): intracellular sodium ion homeostasis; potassium ion import across plasma membrane; intracellular potassium ion homeostasis
Cellular component (GO): sodium:potassium-exchanging ATPase complex
Molecular function (GO): ATPase activator activity
Source: RefSeq, a predicted model, not a curated record
AUGGUAAUUUUACAUGAUGAAGAGUAUUAUAAAAGUCGAAUACCGCAACCCGAUUUAGGACCUCUUCGAAACUUUCUGCGGUUUAUUUGGGAUAAUAAUCGAAAGGCAUUUCUUGAUAGAACAGCGAAAGAAUGGGGUCAACUAGGAAUAUUUUAUUUGUUCUUCUUUGCCGUUUUGGGAUCAAUAUUCGCAAUACAAAUGAAGAUCAGUAUAGAUUAUGUUUCUAAACUAGAUAGACCAUUUUUUCAAUACUCUGGUCAAAUUACACAAUCUAUUUCCGCAAGGAGCGUACGUCUUUCCCGUUCUGCUUUUGGUAGUCCAGGAAUAGUUUUUAAACCAAACAGCAUAUCAGCUGCAUCACCCAUUAUUGCCGUGAGCAAUUUGCUUAGCAGCACCAGGCCGGACAGAUAUAUUCGAGCCUUGUCUGAUUUUUUACAAGAAUAUCAUAAGAAUAUGUCGAACUAUGACUCAUAUUGUCAGAAUAAACAUGCGAAGAAAAAUCAUAAUAAGAAACCUUGCUUUUUUGAUAUAAAAUCUCUUGGAAUAUGUAGCAAGCCUCCAUACGGAUAUACAAAACCGUUCCAACCUUGUGUUCUUAUUAAAUUUAAUAAAAGGUUCGAUUGGAUACCUGAAUAUUAUAAUAAUUCUUCGAAUCUGCCAGAUCAUAUGCCAGAUAAAUUGAAGAAAAUAGUACGAGAAUCUACAAAGCCUUACAUUUGGUUAUCCUGCGAUGGAGCAAAUAACGUUGAUAAAGAACACAUCGGAGAAAUAGAAUACAUUCCAAAUCCUGCAUUUCCAGUCCAAUAUUUUCCUUUUACCGGACAGCCAGGUUAUCUGUCUCCUAUUGUCGCAUUAAAAUUUAGAAAUUUAACACGAAAUAGACUAGUGACAGUGGAAUGUUAUUUAUGGGCUUACAAUAUCGAACAAUAUCACCGUUAUUCAUUAGAUUUUCAAAUAAUGACAGGUAAAACAAGAGAGAAAAUUAUUGGCAAUUUACUAUUUCUAACAAUUCGUUUGUUUAAUGACAAGUUAAUUUUUUAUUAGGGAAUUAAAUUCGGUAUACAAUCAUGGAGGGCGAUAAGAACUUUUUGCUAUUUUUAUGAUAUAAAAAAUCGUACGAAAUAUUUUAAAUAGGUAUAAGAAUAUAAAAGAUAAAUGCGAAGAAAAAAUUUUGCACGUCGGCAAUUCAA